UAGGGUAGCUAACAUUAGCUUGCUCGUUAGCAGUUGUUGUUGUGUAGCAAGUUCAUUCAUCCACCGCAAACAUGCAGGAAUGGGCAAAUCAGUUAUGCGAAAACCGACAAUUCGGAUCCAAGAUGACGGACUCCAAGUAUUUCACCACUACCAAGAAAGGAGAGAUCUUCGAGCUGAAAGCUGAGCUGAACAGCGACAAGAAGGAGAAGAAAAAGGAGGCCGUGAAGAAGGUGAUCGCCUCCAUGACGGUUGGCAAGGACGUCAGUGCCUUGUUCCCAGACGUGGUAAACUGCAUGCAGACCGACAAUCUGGAGCUGAAGAAGCUGGUGUACCUCUACCUAAUGAACUAUGCCAAGAGCCAGCCUGACAUGGCUAUUAUGGCGGUCAACACCUUUGUCAAGGACUGCGAGGACCCCAACCCCCUGAUCCGAGCCCUGGCCGUGCGCACCAUGGGCUGCAUCCGCGUGGACAAGAUCACAGAGUACCUGUGCGAGCCGCUGAGGAAGUGUCUGAAGGACGAGGACCCCUACGUGAGGAAGACGGCGGCCGUGUGCGUGGCCAAGCUCCACGACAUCAACGCCCAGCUGGUGGAGGACCAGGGCUUUCUGGACACCCUCAAGGACCUGAUCUCAGACUCCAACCCCAUGGUGGUAGCUAAUGCCGUGGCAGCCCUGUCAGAGAUAGCAGAGUCCCACCCCAACAGCAACCUGCUGGACCUCAACCCCCAGUCCAUCAACAAGCUGCUGACGGCCCUGAACGAGUGCACCGAGUGGGGCCAGAUCUUCAUCCUGGACUGCCUGGCCAACUACACCCCCCGCGAUGACCGCGAGUCCCAGAGCAUCUGCGAGCGCGUCACCCCUCGCCUGUCCCACGCCAACUCGGCGGUGGUGCUCUCAGCCGUCAAGGUGCUCAUGAAGUUCAUGGAGAUGCUUCCUAAGGAUCUGGAUUACUACAGCACCCUGCUGAAGAAGCUGGCUCCACCCCUGGUCACCCUGCUGUCAGCAGAGCCUGAGCUGCAGUACGUGGCCCUCAGGAACAUCAACCUCAUCGUCCAGAAGCGGCCUGAGAUCCUGAAGCACGAGAUGAAGGUGUUCUUCGUCAAGUACAACGACCCCAUCUACGUCAAGCUGGAGAAACUGGACAUCAUGAUCCGACUGGCCUCCCAGGCCAACAUCGCCCAGGUGCUGGCCGAGCUAAAGGAGUACGCCACCGAGGUAGAUGUGGACUUUGUGCGUAAGGCAGUGCGAGCCAUCGGGCGCUGUGCCAUCAAGGUGGAGCAAUCCGCAGAGCGCUGUGUCAGCACCCUGCUGGACCUCAUCCAGACCAAGGUCAACUACGUUGUCCAGGAGGCCAUCGUGGUCAUUAAGGACAUCUUCCGCAAAUACCCCAACAAGUACGAGAGCGUGAUCGCUACCCUGUGUGAGAACCUGGACUCCCUGGACGAGCCGGAGGCCCGCGCUGCCAUGAUCUGGAUCGUGGGCGAGUACGCCGAGAGGAUCGACAACGCUGACGAGCUGCUGGAGAGCUUCCUGGAAGGCUUCCACGACGAGAGCACCCAGGUGCAGCUGCAGCUGUUGACGGCCAUCGUCAAGCUGUUCCUCAAGAAGCCCACAGAGACCCAGGAACUGGUGCAGCAGGUCCUCAGCCUGGCCACACAGGACUCUGACAACCCUGACCUGCGUGACCGAGGCUACAUCUACUGGCGCCUGCUCUCCACUGACCCGGUGGCGGCCAAGGAGGUGGUGCUGGCUGAGAAGCCCCUGAUCUCGGAGGAGACGGACCUGAUCGAGCCCACUCUGCUGGAGGAACUCAUCUGCCACAUCGGCACCCUGGCCUCCGUCUACCACAAGCCCCCCAGCGCCUUCGUGGAGGGCAGCCGCGGGGUCCAGCACAAGAGGCUGCCGGCUCGCACCGGAUCUGGGGAGAGUGUGGAGAGCCCAGAGGUGGGCUCCGUGGCGGGGGGCCCGGGGGCCGAGGCCCCCCCUGCUGUAAUCCCGUCCCAGGGAGACCUCCUGGGGGACCUUCUCAACCUGGAUCUGGCUGGCCCUGCCACCUCGGGGCCCCCGCCCCCCCCUGCCGCCAUGCAGCUGGGGGCCAUGGACCUCCUGGGAGGGGGACUGGACAGUCUGCUUGGAGGAGACAUGGGAGGCAGUCCAGCGAUGGGCGUGGGUUUUGGGGCACCCCCUGCUGUGAUGCCCGCCUCCCUGAACGCCCCUGUGGGGGGUGGCCUCGGCGACCUGUUUGACCUGGGAGGGAGCGUUGGCAUGCCGACGGGAGCCUACAUCCCACCUAAGACAGUGUGGCUCCCAGCCAUGAAGGCCAAGGGUCUGGAGAUUUCCGGUACGUUUGCCCGCCGGGCGGGGGUGAUCCAGAUGGAACUGACCAUCACCAACAAGGCCAUGAGCGUCAUGAGUGACUUCGCCAUCCAAUUCAACAGAAACAGUUUCGGCCUGGCCCCAGCCGGGCCCCUCCAGAUCCUCACUCCUCUCGGCCCAAACCAGACCAUCGAGGCCAGCCUGCCCCUCAGCACGGUGGGCCCCGUCAUGAAGAUGGAGCCCCUCAACAACCUCCAGGUGGCUGUGAAGAACAACAUUGACGUGUUCUACUUCAGUUGCCAGUACCCUAUCAGCAUGCUAUUUGUGGAGGAUGGCAAGAUGGACCGGCAGGUGUUCCUGGCCACAUGGAAGGACAUCCCUAACGAACACGAGUCCCAGUUCCAGAUCAAAGACUGUCACCUCAACUCAGACGCGGCGUCCAACAAGCUGCAGGGCAGUAACAUCUUCACCAUCGCCAAGCGCACGGUGGAGGGCCAGGACAUGCUGUAUCAGUCCAUUAAGCUGACCAAUGGCAUCUGGGUGCUGGCAGAGCUCAGGGUGCAGGCUGGGAACCCCACCUACACGGAUCUGGAGGUCUCCCUGAAGUGCCGAGCUCCAGAGGUUUCUCAGUGUGUGUUCCAGAGCCUGGAGGCCGUGCUGAAGAACUGAGGCCCUCUGCCCCUCUGCCCCGCCCCCCGAGGAGAGACCCUGGACCCCCCAGCCCCCCACCACACCCUGGCUGGACCAUCUCCCUCCAGCUCCUUUGUCUCACCAUCCUGCCCCCAGCCGCCCUGGACCCCCUUCCUCCCCCAACCUC
Molecule: messenger RNA, 3132 nt
Organism: Hypomesus transpacificus
Lineage: Eukaryota; Metazoa; Chordata; Actinopteri; Osmeriformes; Osmeridae
Product: AP-1 complex subunit beta-1-like
Biological process (GO): vesicle-mediated transport; intracellular protein transport
Cellular component (GO): clathrin adaptor complex; membrane coat
Molecular function (GO): clathrin binding
Source: RefSeq, a predicted model, not a curated record